GUGGCGCGAUUGAUGUUACCUGAUUGGGCUGAUUGAGUGAAAGAGGUUGUCAUUUUAGGGUUAGACUGUGAAGAGUUGAAUAUCUUUGCUUUGCCUUAAGAUAGCAAACUAUCCUUGAAUUAAAAUGAAAUUGGUUUCCAAUAAAAACAAUACUGCAGCACUGAAAAUUUCAAUAGCUGCUGAAUUUGGUCUUAAACAGUUGGAUAUUGACUUUGUUGAAAAGCCUCUUUCAGAAGGUUGUAUAAAAAGACUACCUUUAUUAGAGGUAUCACCUGGUGACAUAUUGUUUUCAACGAAUGCUGCUUCUUAUUUUCUCUACCCUCCUCCUGAAAGGUUAGAAGUAGCAGUUGACAACUGGCUUGACUGGGAAGCUGUGCACUUACAACCUUCUAUACUUCGUUGUAUUGACUCCAAAGGACUAUUUACUGAACCUCUUCAAUCCCAUCUAACUCUGCUUGACAAUGCUCUUAAAAAGUCCAAGUGUUUAGUCAAGGAUGAAGUAUCUGUGGCCGAUAUUGUUAUCUGGAGCACUACAUUCCCUUUGUUCACUGAAGAGAAGUUUAAACCUCAACUCAUUGACUUAAAGGCACUUGGGGAGUGGUUUUCCACAAUCCAAAAACUUGCACAGGUUCAGGCAAGUUUGGACAAAUUGAAGCCUGAGGGAGGAAUGGUUUCACUCCAAAGUAUUUCUUGUACCACUUGGUAUCCAUCAAGUCAGCCUAUCUUUUCAUCUGUCUCUGAGAUUUCCAAUAAAGAACCACCCGUGAAGGAAUCAGAAUUAGAAGAGGUGAAACAGUACUGGAACGCGAAAGUGGGAGAGAGACCUAAACCGAAGCCAGUUGUAGUCCCUGUACUUCCGAAGGCUGGAGAGAAAAAUGUACUGGUGACGUCAGCACUGCCUUAUGUUAACAAUGUUCCUCAUCUCGGAAACAUCAUUGGUUGUGUUCUUUCAGCUGAUGUUUUUGCAAGGUACAGCCGCUUGCGUAAUUGGAACACUCUGUACAUCAGUGGUACAGAUGAAUAUGGCACUGCCACGGAAACAAAGGCUUUGGAGGAAAAACUCACACCUCGACAGAUCUGCGACAAGUACUUUGAAAUUCACCGAGACAUCUACGCUUGGUUCAACAUUCAGUUUGACUUGUUCGGUCGCACCACCACUCCUCAGCAGACAGAGAUAGUUCAAGAUCUGUUUCUGGGCUGCCACAAGAACGGUUUCACAACCACCCAGUACAUGGACCAGCUUUUAUGUAAAAAUUGUGAUAGGUUUCUGGCUGACCGGUUCGUGGAGGGCACCUGUCCCAAGUGUGGGUAUGAGGACGCAAGAGGUGAUCAGUGCGAUAAGUGUGGCCAACUGAUCAACGCUACAGAACUGAUCAAGCCUCGGUGUAAAGUGUGUAGUAAAACGCCGGUUGUACAACAGUCUCAGCAGAUAUUCCUGGACCUCCCUAAGAUAGCUCCUAGAUUGCAAACCUGGGUGAAUCAAACUUCCUCUGGAUGGACCCAGAAUGCUGAAAUGAUAACCAAGUCCUGGCUGAAGGAAGGACUGAAGCCUCGGUGCAUCACCAGAGACCUCAAGUGGGGAAUACCAGUACCUCUGGCAGGAUUUGAGCAAAAGGUGUUCUACGUGUGGUUUGACGCUCCGAUAGGCUACAUCAGUAUGACCAAGUGCUACACAGAUCAGUGGAAGCAGUGGUGGCAGCCUAACCCUCAGGUUGAGGUGGAGUACUCCAUGUUCAUGGCCAAGGACAAUGUUCCCUUCCACAGCAUCAUGUUUCCUGCCACCCUCAUGUCCGUGGACAGAGGGUACACCAAUGUUCGACACGUUUGUGCAACAGAGUACCUGAACUAUGAAGAUGGCAAGUUCUCUAAGUCUAGAGGGGUGGGAGUGUUCGGCAAUGAUGCCAGAGACACAGGCAUACCGGCCGAUGUUUUCCGGUUCUACUUGUUGUACGUGAGACCCGAGAGUCAGGACUCGUCCUUCUCUUGGCUGGACCUGGCCACCAAGAACAACUCCGAGCUUCUCAAUAACUUGGGCAAUUUCGUCAACAGAGCUCUUACGUUUUGUGAGAAGUUCUUUGAGAGCAAAGUGCCGGAAAUGGUGAUGACAGAUGAGGAGUGGACUCUUCUGGCACUCGUGACUCGUGAGGUGAGGGCCUACAACCGAGCAAUGGACCGUACUCGCUUCCGGGAGGGUAUGAUGAGCAUUAUGACCGUUGCACGGCUUGCCAACCAAUACAUGCAAGUGUGUGAGCCUUGGCAGGCCAUCAAGGGCUCCGAGCAAGACAAGGUGAGAGCCAGGACGUGUGUUGGAGUCUCCAGCAACAUUGCAUGUCUACUCACCGUCCUGCUGAAGCCCUACAUGCCCCAGACUGCGGAGGUUAUGGCUGCUCAGAUCAAUGCACCCAAGGACAUGUUUGUGUUGUCCGACCAUGUCUACCAAAUCCUUGCUCCAGGACAUCGCAUUGGAAAACCAGUCCCACUGUUUGCCAAGAUAGAGCCUUCUACAGUGGACAAACUCAAAAAAAGGUUUGCAGGGCGACAGCAGACACCACCUUCUGUGAAAAUACCCGCAGUGGACCCAACCAUUGAUUCUCUGGACAAGAUGGAAGCAGCUGUGAAAAAACAGGCUGAUCUUGUAAGGACAAUGAAGGAAGGAGGGGCAGCCAAGGAUGAGUGGCAGCCUCACGUAGCUGUCUUAUUGGAAAUGAAAAAAACAGUUGGAAGGCAUGAAACUUGCCACUUUAAAGGAAACUGUUCCAUCACCUAAUGGGAAAAUACAGACUUUGGAAGAGGAGAUUGCCACACAGGGAGAGAAAGUGCGGGUAUUGAAGCAAGGAGGCAAGCCCAAGUCAGAGUGGCAACCGGAGGUAGACAAGCUGCUGGCAAUGAAGAAAGAAUUAGCGGCACUGAAAGGUGAACCUGAUCCAACGAUCAAGAAG
Molecule: messenger RNA, 2939 nt
Organism: Homalodisca vitripennis (glassy-winged sharpshooter)
Lineage: Eukaryota; Metazoa; Arthropoda; Insecta; Hemiptera; Cicadellidae
Product: methionine--tRNA ligase, cytoplasmic-like
Biological process (GO): methionyl-tRNA aminoacylation
Cellular component (GO): aminoacyl-tRNA synthetase multienzyme complex; cytosol
Molecular function (GO): methionine-tRNA ligase activity; ATP binding
Source: RefSeq, a predicted model, not a curated record